CAUCGUUUUUCGAAAAGCAAAGCACAGAGCAAGCAAGCAAGCAUACACAUCUUGAGUAGAAAUAGACUUGGCUCCGGCUCGAAGUCCCUGUAUUAGUAGUGCCGAGUGGGCGACGACGACGACGACUAGUCAGUCAGUACCCAAUAACAACGUUUCGCGUCUGCAUCCGUUCUCUUUCAGAACAACGAAAAGAGUCUUUCAGUCGAGCCACCGCUCGCAUUCGAAUCUGUUCCUCAGAAGUGCGCGCGCGCUCCUCCUUCGGAUCAUCUUUUUUCAAUUUUCUCUUUUAUUUAUUUAAAUCCCCUUUGGAUCAUGAUCUAAAUCAAGUGCAUCCGAAUUAGUGUGAUCAACGAAAGUUUUUGCCGCUCGCGAAAUAACCAAGAGAUCUGAGUGUUCCAACUAGGACCAAAACAAUUUACAACUGAAGAUUCGUAACGACGAGGAUGGAUGUGAUGCUCUUUUUGCUGAUAUUUUCUGUCGCCUUUCAGGCGAUGGCCGUAGAUCCUAACGAACGGCCUUCAGAAGAUGUUCCUACUAGAAACGAGAAGAUUGAAGGUAGCGCUAACCAUUCGAAACCUGUCUUCGUAAAGUAUGGCAAGAUGCACAAGAGCACACUGAAGCCGGCUGGAAGUUAUGUGACACUGAAAUGCAAAAGCUACGGUAAUCCGACACCUAACAUAACGUGGUAUAAGGAUGAUCAACUUCCAUCUCAACGUAAUUUGGGAGAGUACAAGUACUCGAACUGGUCCUUCACCAUGGAGGAUUUGGUCACUGCUGACACCGGCAAGUACAAAUGCGUCAUCUGCAACUACCUGGGCUGCAUCAACUACACCCACGAGCUGGAGGUUAUCGAGCGCUUUCCGUCCAAACCUUAUAUAAAAGACGGAUACCCGAAGAAUCUCACCGUUCUGGUGAAUUCUACCGUUGCUCUCGAAUGUCCGCAGCUCAUAGCGGACCUAGAGCCAUACCUGACUUGGGUUCGGCCCUCAAAUUACACGUACUCGCAGCAUAACGACACCAACAAACCGGAUGGCCAAGUGAUACAGAAUCCCGAAAUCUUAGAAAUCCAAAACGUAACGCACAAAGAUGAGGGCUGGUACACUUGCAUUGCCGCAAACUCUUUAGGGCACACCCUUUCCAGUGCUUAUUUGAAAGUUGUCGAUACGAUAGAACCAGAACCUAAUUCAUUGUCACUACUGAAACUGCUUAUGAUAGUUAUAUCAGUUAUAUGCGUGGUGGUUAUAAUUAUAUUCUGCGGAGUCUUCUUCCAGAAGUACCAACGCGAGAAGCAUAAGAACAUGAUUGCUGUGAUUGAAGCGCAAUGGACGAAGAAGGUUACAGUGGAGAAGAUGCAUAGUACGAUGGAUAACGUUUCGGAACCAUUGUUGAUGCCUAUUGUGAAAAUUGAGAAGCAGAAAUCGCAAAAUAACAAUUCAGCUGAUGGAUUGGUCACUGAGUAUGAAUUGCCUAUGGAUUCUGAUUGGGAGAUCCCAAGGGAAUUACUGAUGCUAGGAGAGAGUCUGGGUGAAGGCGCCUUCGGUAAAGUCAUCAAGGCCGAAGGGAAUGGUAUUCAAAAGCCUGGUGCUGAUUGCAUUGUGGCGGUGAAAAUGCUUAAAGAGGGACACACCGAUAAUGAAAUGAUGGAUUUGGUCUCCGAAAUGGAAAUGAUGAAGAUGAUUGGGAAGCACAUCAAUAUUAUCAAUUUGUUGGGUUGUUGUACGCAGGGUGGACCUCUGUUCGUUGUGGUUGAGUAUGCUCCUUACGGUAACUUGCGCGACUUCCUGAGGCAGCAUAGGCCUUCAUCUGGGUAUGAACCGGCUAUUGGUAUCAUCGAGAAGGAAAAGCGCACCUUGACGCAGAAGGAUCUGGUCUCUUUCGCUUACCAGGUUGCUAGAGGCAUGGAGUAUUUGGCUUCACGACGCUGCAUCCAUCGUGAUCUCGCCGCAAGGAACGUUCUGGUCAGCGAUGAAUAUAUAUUGAAGAUCGCCGAUUUCGGUCUGGCCAGGGAUAUCCACUGCAACGAUUACUAUAGAAAAACUACCGAUGGAAGGUUACCGGUCAAGUGGAUGGCUCCUGAGGCUCUUUUUCACAGAGUGUACACGACGCAAUCCGAUGUUUGGUCCUACGGCAUCCUGCUUUGGGAGAUCAUGACUCUCGGCGGUACACCAUACCCUUCCGUGCCUAGUGUUGAGAAGCUAUUCCAGCUGUUGCGCAGCGGACACAGGAUGGAGAAACCACCGUGCUGCUCGCUAGAGAUCUACAUGUUGAUGCGUGAAUGCUGGAGCUAUCAACCCAACGAGCGGCCGACGUUCUCCGAACUGGUCGAGGACCUGGACAGAAUCUUGACCAUCACUGCUAAUGAGGAGUAUUUGGAUCUGGGAUUGCCGCAGCUAGACACGCCGCCCUCGAGUCAGGAGUCCAGCGGCGACGAAUCCUUCCCUUACUAAAAAAAAACUAGUCAGCAGCUUGAUGAUGAUGGUGGUUUCUCGUUUUGGAUUUCGUGAUGUGAGGUCGCGGUCGCCUGUAAAUAUUUACGCCGCGGCCGAAAUUAAUUACAUUAAUUUAUUCAGUAACAGUAUUAUAUAUGACCUUUCUCCCUUCUUGUUGUCUCUCGACGGUAACAAAAAAAGUUAAAUAAGGAAAAGAAACGAAGCUAUUUAGUCAUAGUGUUAAUUAAACGCAGUGCAACAAUGGAAUUCGUUUUAACUGGACACAAUGAAUAAUCGGUUGUAUAUGGAUUUGAAACCCCUUUUAGGGAUCAUUAAAUAUAUAUGUAUAUAUAUAUAUAUUACCCCCCACGGAUCUCGUUGUAAACGAAUUCCAUUGUGCAUAGCAAACGAAGAAAUGCAAUGAUAUUAUAUACAUACACGCAAACACAUACACACAUACACGACACACACACAAAUUAUAAUUAUGUGUUUUUUUUUAUUAGUAAAAUGUAAUAAAGUUAAUUUUUUAACAUUAUAAAUAACGUGCUUAAUCGACCGUAACCAAGAAACGAAGGUACAAAGAGGAUAAAUAGGAGCGAGGAAUAAAAAAAGAUAGAAGGAGGAAAGGUAAAAUAACACACAACGAGGGUCGGAGCGGAUGCUUUAAGCUUUGUAGAAGCCAUUCAGCUUGAAUAGCUUCGCUAACAAAUUACAGCAAUUCACUGUAAUUAAUUUGCUAAUUCAAAAUGAUUGCAGGUUGGAAUUUCUCUUUAAUUAACGGGAAACUUAGUUGAUGAUGUUUUAUUGGGCCAGAGAAGCGGGCUUGAUAAAUUUUGAUGUGUCUUCCGAUACCUCAGACACAUCCUCCCCCAAAUUUAUACCACAAUCUGCAA
Nicrophorus vespilloides is the source of this 3322-nucleotide messenger RNA. Its product is annotated as fibroblast growth factor receptor homolog 1-like. The transcript has 11 exons. The record is from RefSeq and is a predicted model, not a curated record. Gene Ontology annotation, cellular component: signaling receptor complex; membrane. The coding region runs from base 444 to 2447 and encodes 667 amino acids. Lineage: Eukaryota; Metazoa; Arthropoda; Insecta; Coleoptera; Silphidae. Gene Ontology annotation, biological process: fibroblast growth factor receptor signaling pathway; protein phosphorylation; positive regulation of kinase activity. Gene Ontology annotation, molecular function: fibroblast growth factor receptor activity; ATP binding.